Molecule: messenger RNA, 1962 nt
Organism: Vespula pensylvanica (western yellowjacket)
Lineage: Eukaryota; Metazoa; Arthropoda; Insecta; Hymenoptera; Vespidae
Product: putative fatty acyl-CoA reductase CG5065
Exons: 9
Coding region: 332-1885 (517 amino acids)
Biological process (GO): long-chain fatty-acyl-CoA metabolic process
Cellular component (GO): peroxisome
Molecular function (GO): alcohol-forming very long-chain fatty acyl-CoA reductase (NADP+) activity
Source: RefSeq, a predicted model, not a curated record
AUUCGGUCUCCGAUGAGUGUUCAGUGAAAAACAGUAGGCUUAAGACGUUAUGCUUUCUCAGUCUACGACAGACAUACUGUCAGCAGUAUAACGAGCAGCAUUAGAUUCAAUCUCGUUCGGUUAAAAGAUUUUUCUAAUGACAUCUUUGUCGACAUUCUUUUUUUACUCGUUGUCUUCGUAAAUCAAGAUCCAUUUCCAAGAUAAAAAUUAAUUUCGUUGUGUAAUCCUGGUUAAUUAUUAACGGUGUAAAUAUCAACAGGAAGAAAAAGAAGAAAUAUAAAUUUAUUUCCAAAAUAAAAGGAAAGCUAAAUAGAAGACGAAUACAAUCGUAAUGGCGGAUAGAAAAAUGGAUAAUUUACCGGAUAGGAUAGAACAGACUUUUCGAGGUCAAAAUAUCCUGAUUACCGGAGGCACUGGAUUUCUUGGAAAAGUGAUGCUUGAGAAAUUUCUACGUUGUUUACCAGGAAUAACACAGAUCUUUAUGCUCGUUAGACCUAAAAAGGGCAAAGAACCUAAAGAUCGUUUAGAUGAAAUCUUCCAGGGUCCGGUAUUCGAUCAAAUUCGUGAACAAAAAGGAUUGGGAACACUACACAAUAGGGUGACGGCGAUAAAAGGAGACGUGAUGUUACCAGAACUUGGCAUUUCAGCAGAGGAUAAAAAAAUGUUGAUUGAUAAAAUCACUAUUAUUUAUCAUGCGGCAGCAACGGUGAGAUUCGAUGAGGCGUUAAAGAAAGCGGUAUUGUUGAAUACACGUGGUACGAAACAGAUGUUGGAGUUGGCCAAGGAAAUGAAGAAUUUGUUAUUUUUCGGUCAUAUUAGUACAUCUUAUUGUCACCUUGAUCAAAAAUUAUUGGAAGAAAAGCUGUAUCCACCUCCGGCGGAUCCACAUAAUGUAAUAAAAUGUAUCGAAUGGAUGGACGAUGAAAUAGUAGAUAUUAUAACAGAUAAGAUAUUAGGUAAAAUACCAAAUACCUAUGCCUUUACGAAAGCUCUGUCCGAAGGGAUUAUUGAAGAAGCUAUGCCACAUAUUCCAAUAGUCUUAUUAAGACCAAGUGUUGUGGUACCCAUUUGGAAAGAACCACUACCAGGUUGGACAGAUAACAUCAAUGGUCCGACAGGACUUUUAAUUGGUGCUGGAAAGGGUGUAAUUAGGAGCAUGUAUUGCAAUGAAAGUAGUUAUGCCGACUAUGUUCCUGUCGAUAUAUUGGUCAAUGCUAUUCUUGCUUGCACAUGGAAUUAUAUUUAUUUUAAAGAUCAUGAUAAGAGAAUAUACAAUCUUACCAGCAGUAGCGAUUUCAAAAUUUCGUGGGGUGAAAUCAUAGAGAUCGGUCGUAAAGUAAUAGAAAAGAUACCUUUAAAUGGUGUCCUUUGGUAUCCAGGUGGCAGUAUGAAAAAAUCACGUCUUCAUCAUGAUAUUUGUGUUUUUCUAUUUCACACGAUUCCAGCUUACUUCAUUGAUACAAUUAUAUUUCUUGCGGGUUACGAGCCGAUCAUGUGUCGAGUUCAACGUCGCAUACAAAAAGGAUUUGAUGUGUUCGAAUAUUAUGCCAAUAACCAAUGGGAUUUUAUUAAUGCAAAUAUAAAGGAAGUAAGAGAUAAACUUAAUGCCAGAGAAUAUAAUAAGUAUUACAUGCACGGAGACGACAUAGACGUGUACAAAUAUUUUGAAACUUGUGUACAAGCUGCAAGAAUUUAUAUUUUAAAAGAACUUCCCGAAACUUUACCAGCAGCUCGUCGGCACAUUAGAAUAAUGUAUUGGGUAGAUAUAUUUACGAAAAUACUUUUCUUUGCACUUCUGAUCUAUUUGCUGUUUUCAUGGAUGGAUAGUUUCGAAACACUUUUUGAAGGAAGCUGGACCGGUGUUACCAAAAUAUUAUCUUUGUAAUUAUAUAUAUUCUUAGUUUAUAGUUAUUUUUUUUAUAAUUUUGUAUUAUAUAGAGACCAAAUAAAACUUUCAAACUA